AUGUGCUGUGAAUACCUGUACGGGACGGACUUUAUACGUUUGAAGAAGAGUCGUUUUUUAUCCGAUUCUUGGACGUACCUGUAUGUCAAGGCUCGGUGUUCUCAGAUCUCAGAAGCUAAACGAGCGGACAAGCCCCAGAAGAAGGCCGCGUCCGUGGAGAAGAGCCUGAGAGCGGGAUGGGAGUCGUCGAUCCUUCUGGACGGGACCCCGGUGGAGCGUUUUGUGCUCAGCUCCAGGCCGGGACGAUCGCACCGCUUCACCAAGUGGGACAAGGGCAGCAAGCCUAAUCUGUUUGAGGAUGUGGACCCGGACUGGCUGAACCUGGACGGCUUCGCUGUUCUGAGCGCCGCACCUGUCAACUCAGCAGUCCCUGUCAGACCUCGUCACUCCCUGCCCAGAAACACCACCUCUGCCCACCGCGCUGCUCGUGUGAACCGGACACUUCACCCGUCUGCUCCGGCCCGCCUCAGGACCCAGCACUCCUCCGCCCCGUCCAGCGCCAAAUCCCCCCUCUCCAGGACGCUACGCCGGGCCCCCCAGUCCUCCUCGGGGCCCCGGCAGCCCGAGAGGUACUCCGCGGAGACCCCCCUGCUGGAGAAGAGACGCUAUUACAACUCCAGGCUUCAGGCGGACCAGAGGAGGCACAGGCAGGCUCCCAAACUAACCUCUGAGUCGGUUCAUGUGGUGUCACUGCAGGCUCCCAACAAACCAGGACAGAGCCCAGCCAGCAGAGGAGCAGCCAAAGCGCACAUACCAGAGCCCCCUCCAGAGUACGAGGCUCGGGACAUCAGCGUGAGAGUCAUGUCCCCCAAGUCGGUGCUCAUCUCGUGGGUCGACCCUGCGGUGGAGAUGGGCAAAGUGGAGCCUGGGACCGCACGGUCGUACACGGUGCGGUACAGGGAGAAGGGCGAGUCUGCGCGCUGGGAGUACAAGGACAGCGCUCAGAGGAGGAUGAUGAUCCCUGACCUGUCUGCAGACGGCAUGUACGAGUUCUCUGUGCGCAUCAACCACGAGAACAACCAGGGCAAGUGGAGCGUGUCCGUGUUCCAGAGGACGCCCGAGUCUGCUCCAUCUGGGCCGCCUGAAAACUUUGAGGUGAAGCCGCUGCGAGGGAAAGGAACGGCCGUCAUCGCGACAUGGGACCCUCCGGAUGAACCCAACGGGAGGAUACGAGAGUACACGCUGUCCUACGCUCCCGCCAUGAAGCCGUUUGGGAUGAAGAGCCUGACGUACUCGGGCAGCACCUCCUCGGCCACGGUGGACGGUCUGACCCCCGGAGACCGAUACAUCUUCAAGAUCCGAGCAGCCAACCGCCGAGGCCUGGGCCCGCAGAGCAAAGCCUUCAGCGUGGCCAUGCCGGGAUCCAGCCGCACAGUCUCGAAAAAGAUCGAAGUCAGAAGAACCACCCCAGCUCCAAUAGAACAAGACACCGAUUACGAAGACCCCGAUUUCGAGACGACACCGGCAACAAAUCAAAAUGAAGAAAAUCAUGAGAAACCAAUUUCAAAUUCCAGGACGCAAAUUACCGAAAGCGAAAGAACUGGCUCACGAGCUCAGGGAAGAAUUAGCUCAUCACUUUUGGAAAAAUACCCCUGGCUAGCGACCCGAUUCCCGCAUAGAUUCGGAUCAUCUGCGAAAUCAACAACUUCUGUUUCGAGUUCUAGACAGGAUUCGAGAACUUCGCCAUCAAGGACAAAUUCUUCAUCCGUCGGAGCGGCGAGACCGAUUUCAAGAGGUAUGCCAACUCGAGUUUCAGGGGCAACAGGCGCGGCAGGCGUGUCUAUAAUUCAGGAGACAAGACCAGCAAACGAAGAAAAUAAAAACGUUCCCAAAUCGGAAUCUUUUAAAAAUAAUAUCGGGAUUGAACCGGUAAAGCCUUUUGUAAAUAAAGGAAUUAGCGAAACAACAAGGCAACAGACUACCUCAACAAGCUCUACCCAUUCGAACGGACGUACAAAUUCCGAAGUUACGGACAACGAAAGCCACGAAAGGGACGACGGCGAAGAAAAUAACGAGAAAUCUGAUCGAAAAAAUCCAGAAACUCAGAGUAAAAACACUGACGGCGAAGAAGGAAGCAACAGUAGGACAGUUCCAUCGUCAACAUUAAGAAGACCAAACACAGGAAGCAAUGGUAGAAUACGAUCUUCUCUUUUGCAAAAUAGACAAUUUGGGAGUAGAUUUUCUGUUAAACCGGCACAAACCGACGCAAAACCAGCUUUGACCAGCUCUGAUAGUAACAAUGUCAACGGGAAUUCCCUAACCAGGACGGGUGGGUUGGUGCCCGCCGGUGGAACUUCUCCCGGAGAGGGCGUAAGAGUGCCGGGAGGGAGGACGCGGUACCCGAUACGAGGAAAGCCAGUCAACGGCGGAGGCGUGUACAAGCCAGGCAGUGGAAACGACAAAAAUGGACGACCAAACCUGACAACAGCUGAGGAUAAAGAGCCUGUGACGUUGGACGAGUCGAGUAAAGUGAACGGUCAGAGGUAUAUCACAGGGCCGGAUGGGAUCAAAUGGCUGGUGGACUUGGAGAGAGGUCUGCUCAUGAACUCAGAAGGACAGGUUCUUCAGGACUCACAGGGCAAGCCCAGGAGAGUGGUGCUGGGAGACGACGGCCGCACCAUAUUUGACAUGGCAGGCAGUCCUCUGGUGAACGAGGACGGCGUGGCUCUGUUUGGACACGGCAGAGACAGUCGUCCUGUGGUCAACCCCAAAGACAAGAUGCUCACGUUGGGAGGGAAACCUUUACUGGGCCUGGAUGUACCCAAACGCAAAACUACUACUACUACUACUACUACUACAACUACCACCACUACUACUACAACAACCCCAGCUCCUACUACAACUACAACUACAACUGUAGCUCCUACAACAGAGUGGACCUCUCCUCCAUUCCCAACAUGUCCACCAGGAACCUACUCCAAAACCGAUCAAUACGGACACCCCGAGGUGGAUGAAGAAGGAAUACUGGACUGUUACCCCAUCGAAGAGGAAUCUUCAGGGAUGGAAGACUUCGAGAAAGAUGAGCUGAUGACCCUGCUCCCCACCACCCCCACAGUCCCCAGCACCGUGACCCCCAGACCCACCAACAAAGGGCCCACCAACGAGUUCGACCUCAGCGGCAAGAAGCGCUUCACAGCUCCGUACGUGAACUACAUCCAGAAGGACCCGGGCGCUCCUUGCUCUCUGACCGAGGCUCUGGAGUACCUGCAGGUGGACGUUCUGCAGAACCUGAUGGAGAAGGACAACCUGGUGUCUCAAGCUCCUCCCAAGAACAAGCCUCACAACCUGACCGUGGUGGCCAUGGAGGGCUGCCACUCCUUCAUCAUCCUGGACUGGGCCCGGCCGCUCAAGGACGACAUGGUCUCAGGUUACAUGGUCUACUCGGCCUCCUACGACGACGUGCUGAACAACAGAUGGUCCUCUCGCUCGUCCAGUGGGACACAUCUGCCUGUGGAGAACCUCAAGCCCAACUCCAGGUAUUACUUCAAAGUGCAGGCCAAGAAUGUGUUUGGACUGGGCCCAAUCAGCGACACCAUCACCUACGUCACAGAGUCAGACGAUCCCCUGCUCAUCGAACGGCCGCCUGGUGGAGAGCCCAUCUGGAUCCCGUUCAGUUUUAAGUAUAACUCGGCGCACAGCUUGUGUAAAGGAAGUCAGUACGUCAAACGCACCUGGUACAGGAAGUUUGUGGGCGUGGUCCUGUGCAACUCUCUGCGCUACAAGAUCUUCAUGGGAGACAACCUCAGAGAGCCCUUCUACAGUAUAGGGGACACGCUGGGACAGGGGGAGGACCACUGUCAGUUUGUGGACUCGUACAGGGACGGGAGGACAGGCCCCGCCUACAUGUCCAACAUGCUGCCCUCAGCUCAAGGAUAUUUCCGCGCGUACAGACAGGAGCCGGUGACGUUCGGCGUGAUCGGGCGCAGGACAAACCACCCCUUCGUGGGAUGGUACGAGUGCGGAGUCCCCAUCCCGGGAAAGUGGUAACCUCCUCCAGGCCUGAGGAGAAACGGGACUAUGGACUCAAACCGGGCGAGCGCUCACUAAAGCCCGCCGAUCCCAAAGACUGACACCACUACAUGUACCUGACAGAGAGAGAAUAUAGUACUUUAAAUACUUUGAAAUGUAUAUCUUUAAUUGCACUUUUGUUUUGACAUAAAGCAGUCUGUAUAUGAGGAGAUUAUGUGCAUGUGUGUCUUUGGAAUUGUUUAAAAUCCAAAAUUAUUUAAAUGUCAUUUCCAGGGCGGGACUAUCAAGCAAAGAGUAAAGCAUACACUAUAAACCAAACAUUUUUUAAGAGCUGCUAGUGGUGGUUGUUAAAGAAGCACCGUGUAACUUUUCUUGCACCGAUACAGAUUUUUUUUAAAUUUCCGAUACUGAUUUCGAUACUAGAGCUUUAAGUAUCAGAUCCAA
This is a messenger RNA of Boleophthalmus pectinirostris (great blue-spotted mudskipper), 4413 nucleotides long. It is a transcript of the gene fndc1, whose product is annotated as fibronectin type III domain containing 1. The coding region runs from base 1 to 3987 and encodes 1328 amino acids. Gene Ontology annotation, molecular function: protein binding. The record is from RefSeq and is a predicted model, not a curated record. The transcript is spliced from 23 exons. NCBI's taxonomy places the organism in Eukaryota, Metazoa, Chordata, Actinopteri, Gobiiformes, Gobiidae.